AUGUCUCCUAGAAAAGUCUCAAUUGUUUGUCUUCCUGGCGACGGAAUUGGACCUGAGAUUGUAGCAGAAGCGGUAAAGGCUUUAAAGGUAGUAGCCAAAUACCGAUCAGAGGUCUUGAAUGUCGAGUUUGAUUUUCAAUAUGAAUUGAUUGGUUUAGAUGCCAUGGAAAAGACAGGUGAACCUUUACCUGAUUCUAGUCUUGAAGCUUGUAAAAGAGCAGAUGCUAUUCUUUUAGGUGCCGUUGGUGGUUUACCUGGUGCACAUAUCAGCCAUGGUCCUCGACCUGAACAAGGCCUUUUAAAACUUCGAAAAUCCCUUGAUCUCUAUGCUAAUUUACGCCCUGUUUCAUUUGCAUCUGAUCGUCUUACAGGCAUUUCUCCUCUCAAGGAUCAUAUCGUUCAAAAUACCAAUUUUGUCUUUGUACGUGAGUUAGUAGGUGGUAUCUAUUUUGGUGAUCGACAAGAAGCUGAUGAAAAUGGCAAAGCUUAUGAUACACUUCCUUAUUCAAAAGAAGAGAUUCAACGUGUAACGAGAUUAGCAGCUCUUUUAGCGAGAAAACAGUCACCACCUAGUAAAGUACAUUCAAUUGAUAAAGCCAACGUGUUAGCUACUUCACGUCUCUGGCGUAAAACGGUGACAGAGACGAUGCAAAGCGAGUUCCUAGAUUUAGAAUUCGAACAUCAUUUAGUUGAUUCUUGUGCGAUGGCUAUGGUUCAAUGUCCUACAAGUUUGAAUGGAGUUGUGUUGACAGAGAAUAUGUUUGGUGAUAUCUUAUCGGACGAGGCCUCUGUCAUUGUGGGUUCCUUAGGACUUUUACCUUCUGCUUCCCUGAGUGGAUUACCUGAUGGUCAAGGUCGAUGUCUUGGUGUCUAUGAACCUAUUCAUGGAUCUGCACCUGAUAUUGCUGGUAAAGGAAUUGCUAACCCAAUCGCUACCAUCUUGAGUGCUGCCAUGUUAUUAAGAUAUUCACUUGGAUUUGAAACAGAGGCUCAAGCCAUUGAAGAAGCCGUUCGUAAAGUUUUAGAUUCUGGAUUUUAUACCCGUGACCUUCAUGGUGAUAAGUCAACGAUUGAAGUAGGUGAUAAGGUUGCUGAAGAAUUAAGUAUUUUAUUAAAAGAUAAACAUUAA
Cokeromyces recurvatus is the source of this 1128-nucleotide messenger RNA. Its product is annotated as 3-isopropylmalate dehydrogenase. NCBI's taxonomy places the organism in Eukaryota, Fungi, Mucoromycota, Mucoromycetes, Mucorales, Mucoraceae. Gene Ontology annotation, biological process: L-leucine biosynthetic process. Bases 1 to 1128 code for a protein of 375 amino acids. Gene Ontology annotation, molecular function: 3-isopropylmalate dehydrogenase activity; NAD binding; magnesium ion binding. Gene Ontology annotation, cellular component: cytosol. The record is from RefSeq and is a predicted model, not a curated record. The transcript has 2 exons.